Molecule: messenger RNA, 1050 nt
Organism: Zasmidium cellare ATCC 36951
Lineage: Eukaryota; Fungi; Ascomycota; Dothideomycetes; Mycosphaerellales; Mycosphaerellaceae
Exons: 1
Coding region: 1-1050 (349 amino acids)
Cellular component (GO): VCP-NPL4-UFD1 AAA ATPase complex
Molecular function (GO): polyubiquitin modification-dependent protein binding
Source: RefSeq, a predicted model, not a curated record
AUGAACCGGGGCGGUCGCGCCCGCCGCUUCGACGAGUACUACCGCUGCUACCCCAUCGCCAUGAUGCCAGGCCCGGAGCGCGAAGCCGCCAACCACGGCGGCAAGAUCUUCCUGCCGGCGUCCGCCCUCGACAAGCUCACGCAGCUGCACAUCACGUACCCGAUGCUCUUCGAGCUGAUCAACGGCGGCAAGGGCAAGAGCACGCACGCGGGUGUGCUGGAGUUCACGGCGGAGGAGGGACGCUGCUACCUGCCGUACUGGACGAUGACGGUGCUGGGGAUGGAUCCGGGGGAUCUGAUCGAGAUCAAGAGCACGGAUUUGCCGCCGGGGAGGUUCAUCAAGCUGCAGCCGCAGAAUGUCAAUUUUCUGGAUAUUAGCGAUCCGAAGGCGGUGCUGGAGACGGCGUUUCGGAAUUUCUCGUGUUUGUCGCUGGGGGAUGUGUUUACGUUCUCGUACAACGACACGGUGUAUGAGAUUGCGGUGCUGGAAGUGAAGCCGGAUGGGGAGAAGCAUGCGAUUAGUGUGCAGGAGACGGAUCUGGAGGUCGACUUUGCUCCACCGGUGGGGUAUCAAGAGCCGCAGAAGACGAGUGGGACGAGCACACCGAGGAGUAUUGGGUCGACGAUGGCGAGUAAGGGAGGCGUGAUGCACACUGAGGGAAGCAUGGCACAGGCGAUCAACUACUCCUCCAUCGCGCCAAACUCAUCAGAAGCCGCGAAAGGUGCAGCGAAGGCGUCGUCGAACUUUGGUGGUUCAGGACAGCGUCUGGUUGCGAAGAAGGGCAAGUCAGCCAUCGCCACUCCCACAUCCACACCCGGCACAUCGACUCCGAUCCCAGGCUCUGGCAGCUCAGUGAGCAUACCAGGCAUCGGCAAGACGUCUAAGAAGCGUAACGGACCACAGCCCCUGCGAUUACCGCCCGGCAAGCUCUUCUUCGGCUACGAGAUCAAGCCGCUGAAGAACAAGGACGAAGAGGCGAAGGAGCAAGAGAAGAAACACUACUUCACGGGCGAGGGACAGACUCUUCGGAAGAAGAAGGAUCAGAAGUGA